Molecule: messenger RNA, 594 nt
Organism: Trichomonas vaginalis G3
Lineage: Eukaryota; Parabasalia; Trichomonadida; Trichomonadidae
Product: regulation of endocytosis
Exons: 1
Coding region: 1-594 (197 amino acids)
Molecular function (GO): GTP binding; GTPase activity
Source: RefSeq, a predicted model, not a curated record
AUGGAGUAUAAGUUCAAAGUUGUGGUCGUUGGGAGCUCUGGUGUUGGAAAAACAUCGAUAGUAGAGAGAUUGAUAAAUGGAAAAUUCGAUAACGAUCAAAUUUCAACAACUGGUGCUGAUUAUAGUCAUUAUACAACAAUAGUUAACGAAAAACAAGUUAAAUUACAGAUAUGGGAUACAGCAGGACAAGAAAGAUAUAGAGCAAUAUCAAAAUCAUAUUUUCGCAAUGCUGUUGGAGUUCUUUUAGUUUAUGACAUUACAAGUUUAGAUUCCUUUGACGAAUUGAUGCAAUGGCUUAAUGAUAUUCAAACAUUAUGUUCACCAAACUCUUACGUUCUUCUUGUCGGUAAUAAAUCUGAUUUAGAAUCUCAACGAAAAGUUAGUCCGAACCAAGUUGAACAAUUUGCUACAUCAAAUCACUUAGAAUCAAUUGUUACUUCUGCUCAGUCAGGCGACAAUGUUAAGAACGCUUUUGAAAAAUUAGCUUCAGAGUUAUACACACGCCAAAUAAAUGGCCAAUUUACAGCUCCUGGUGAGAAUGCACCAGAACUUAUUGAUACAACUAACUCAAAUAAUUCAUACUGUAGUUGUUAA